Messenger RNA from Linum tenue, 3001 nucleotides. Lineage: Eukaryota; Viridiplantae; Streptophyta; Magnoliopsida; Malpighiales; Linaceae. The record is from the annotation of a GenBank genome assembly.
CUUACUCUCUCAGUUCCUGGUUCUUCAAUGGCUACCAAAAUCUCAACCUGCAUUCCCUUUCUUCUAUCCCUAGCUUUCACAUUUGCAGCCCUCACUUCAUCCACAACUGAAACUGACAUUCUCCUCACAUUCAAGAGCUCCAUUAAAGACCCAAGCAACUCUCUCUCCACUUGGUCCACCGCCUCGCCGGAUCACCACUGUAACUGGACCGGAAUCACCUGCUCCGCCCCUCCUUCAGCCACCGUGACCGGCGUCAACCUCCAAAGUUUCAAUCUUUCCGGCGAAAUCUCUGCUUCCAUCUGUCAGUUGCCCAAAUUGACCAUUCUUGACCUCGCAGACAACCUCUUCAACCAGCCAAUCCCACUUCAACUCUCUGCUUGCACUUCGCUGGAGACUCUGAAUCUCAGCAACAAUCUCAUUUGGGGCACUAUCCCGGACCAGAUUUCUCGGUUCAAGUCACUGAAGGUUGUGGAUUUGAGCAGGAAUCAUGUGGAGGGGCGGAUUCCGGAAGCCAUUGGUGGGUUGAUCAACUUGAGGACGCUCAAUUUGGGGAGCAACUUGCUUUCUGGUAAUGUACCUAGCGCAUUUGAAAAUUUGACCGAGCUGGUUUAUCUUGAUUUGUCUCAAAAUAGCUAUUUGGUGAGUGAGAUUCCUAGUGGGAUUGGGAAGCUUGAGAAGCUUGAGCAGAUUCUGCUGCAAAGUUCUGGUUUUUAUGGCCAGGUUCCUGAUUCCAUUGUGGGUUUGCAGAGUUUGGUCAUUUUGGACCUGUCUCAGAACAAUCUUAGUGGUGUGUUCCCUCAAAAGUUUGGUUCUUCUCUCAAGAACCUUGUUUCUUUCGAUGUUUCUCAGAACAAGCUUUUGGGUUCAUUUCCAGAGGGUUUGUGCAAUGCCAAAGGGCUUAUAAAUCUCAGCCUUCAUACCAAUUCGUUUGAUGGGACUUUACCUAGUACCUCCAUUGAUCAGUGCUUGAAUCUGGAGAGGUUUCAAGUUCAGAAUAAUGGCUUCUCUGGCGAUUUCCCAGAUGGGUUGUGGUCAUUGAGCAAGAUUAAGCUGAUUAGAGCUGAAAACAACAGAUUUUCUGGCAGGAUACCUGACUCCAUAUCCGAAGCUGCUCAACUCGAGCAAGUUCAGAUAGAUAACAACAGCUUCAGCAGCGAAAUCCCAGCUGCUCUCGGGUCGGUAAAGACCUUGUACAGAUUCUCAGCUUCCCUCAAUGAUCUCUAUGGUGAAUUACCCCCAAGCUUUUGUGAUUCUCCUGUAAUGAGCAUCAUGAACCUCUCCCACAACUCUCUUUCUGGCCCAAUUCCACAGCUGAAGAAUUGCAGGAAGCUAGUUUCACUGUCACUGGCAGAGAACAGUCUCACGGGGGAAAUCCCAGCUUCCCUUGCUAACCUGCCAGUACUAACGUACCUCGACCUGUCUAACAACAAUCUCACUGGCUCGAUCCCUCAAGGGCUUCAGAACUUGAAGCUUGCUCUCUUCAACGUGUCCUAUAACCGGUUGUCCGGUAGAGUGCCUCCAGCUCUCAUCUCGGGCCUGCCUGCUUCUUUCAUGGAAGGAAAUCCCAACCUUUGUGGUCCUGGAUUGCCCACACCUUGUUCAGAUGAGCUUGCCAGAGGCCAUAAUCACAAUCGACAUAGUGCUGUGGCAUUUGCCCUUAUCACAAUAUCAUUUGGUGUUGUUAUUUUACUCGUUGCAGCUGGAAUUUUCACUUACCAUCGAUCUUUUCAUCGGAAAGCUCAAAAGGGAGGUUGGCAUUCUGUGUUCUUUUAUCCUCUAAGGAUCACUGAGCAAGACCUAAUCAUGGCAAUGAAUGAGAAAAGUGCGAUGGGCAGCGGUGGAGGAGCUUAUGGUAGAGUUUAUGCUGUGACACUACCUAGUGGCGAGCUUGUUGCUGUCAAGAAGCUUGUGAACAUUGGGAACCAGUCUUCAAAAUCACUGAAAGCUGAAGUGAAGACACUGGCCAAGAUCAGACACAAGAACAUUGUGAAAGUUCUCGGGUUCUGCCAUUCGGAUGAAUCGAUCUUUCUGAUCUAUGAGCACUUGGAGAAGAGAAGUUUAGGGGAUAUGAUCAAGAGACCUGAUUUCCUGUUGCAAUGGAGUUCAAGAUUGAGGAUUGCCAUUGGAGUUGCUCAAGGGCUAGCUUACCUCCACAAGGACUACAUCCCACAUUUACUACACCGAAACGUCAAGUCCAACAACAUUCUUCUGGAUGCUGAUUGUGAACCAAAGCUCACAGAUUUCGGUCUCGAUAGAGUCGUGGGAGAAACCGCUUUUCAGUCGACCAUAGCUUCGGAGUACGCACCUUCCUGUUACAUUCCUCCUGAACAUGGAUACAGCAAGAGAGCAACUGAGCAAAUGGACGUGUACAGCUACGGAUUGGUGCUCCUAGAGCUCAUAUCAGGAAGACAAGCUGAGCAAGAUUGCUCAGGAGGUGGAGAUUUUGUAGACAUCCUGAAAUGGGUUCGAAGGAAGAUCAACAUAGCUAAUGGAGCUAUCCAAGUUCUGGACCCCAAGAUAUCAAACUCUUCCCAGCAAGAAAUGCUGGCAGCUCUUGACAUUGCCCUUUGUUGCACUUCGGUGGCACCUGAGAAACGGCCAUCGAUGUACGAGGUUGUUAGAGCAUUGCAGUCCUUGAGCACUAGGAGGGUCCAAAUUCCCGAAACAGCAGAGGAACCCGACGAUGUCCCAGUUUGACAAAUGGACAUCAACAAAGGGUUGCUGCUUUUGAGAGUUCUGUUAUCGGCCCUUGUUAUUACCUGUAUCUGUAAAUGAUUCACAUUAGAGCUCGCUGCCCUAUCAUAUGUUGUCGAGAAUAGAGAAGAAAAUGUGAUGUUCAUUGUAUAUUAUAUGAUCUGCCAGAACUUGAUAGGGGACUUCUAUAGGGAUGCUAGAGCACUUCCUUCUUUAUGUUCUGUAUUAUUGUACACAAAGUUGAAGAUCCAAGAAUGAAACUUUUGGCUUGGUAGAUCAUGGUGCGUGUAUUAACAUGAUACUAAUG